CUACACAAACAACAACAACACUAUCUUACACUGAAACUAACUUUCUCUGUUCUUCCUUAUUAUUAUUAUCAUCAUUCCAUAAAUCAUAAAUAUUAAAAGAGAUAAUAAAAAGCCAUGGAACAUCACAUCCACAUCCUUAAAUCCUUUGAAUUAUUCCAAUGAUUCUUAGUUUCUGAAUCACUUUCAUUUCUUUAUAAUACUUCAUCAAGGAUCCAUUCAAACCUUCUCUCUUUCUUUUUUUUUUUCUUUUUUUUUUUCUAAUUAUAAUUUUACUUUUAUGUUAUGGGUUCUCUUGACUGUGUUCCAUCGCUUGAAGAUGGUACGGCGGUGUUGUCUCUGAAUUCGCUACCGUUAGGGUUCCGAUUCCGACCUACCGACGAGGAACUUAUCGAUUACUAUCUACGUUCGAAGAUCAAUGGAAAUGGGGACGAGGUUUGGGUUAUACGAGAAAUUGAUGUCUGCAAAUGGGAACCCUGGGAUAUGCCUGAUUUGUCAGUGAUACGAAACAAGGAUCCGGAGUGGUUUUUCUUCUGUCCACAGGAUCGAAAGUAUCCAAACGGACAUAGAUUGAACAGAGCAACUAAUCAUGGAUAUUGGAAGGCAACAGGAAAGGACCGGAAAAUCAAGUCAGGAACCCUCUUGAUUGGGAUGAAGAAGACUUUAGUUUUCUACAGUGGCCGUGCACCUAAAGGGAAGAGGACUAAUUGGGUUAUGCAUGAGUAUCGUCCCACCCUGCAGGAGCUUGAUGGUACCAACCCAGGACAGAGUCCAUAUGUUCUCUGUCGAUUAUUUAAGAAAAACGAUGAGAGCAUUGAAGCAUCAAACUGUGGUGAAGUGGAGCAGACUAAUUCAGCUCCUAUGGCUGCCAAUUACUCUCCAGAAGAAAUACAAUCUAAUCCAGCUCCUAUUACAGCAUCCACAUCACAGGUCACGGAGGAGGAUAAGCAGCUGGCUAUUAUCCCCGAUAUCUAUGAGGAAACAAUAUCCGACGCUAUAAACUCAGUUGAGUGCCAUAGUGAUGGAUAUGGUGCUCAUGAUGUUCAAAAACAAAUUGAAAAACUAGUUGCAGAGGAGGAUCAUGCAUUGAACUUUGACAUAUAUUAUAACCCGAAAGAUGGUCUAUUAUUAGAUGACAGGUUAUACUCGCCAGUUUUGGCACAUAUGCCACCUGAAUUUGAUUAUCAAGCAAACAGUGAAUCUGACGGUCAAUGUGGACUUCAAUAUGGUACCAAUGAGAUUAAUAUUUCAGACUUCUUAGAUUCAAAUCUUAAUUGGGAUCAAAUUCCCUGUGAGGAGUCCAGUAAUUACCAGCAGAACUUCCCCCUCUUGUUAAAUGUUAAGGACAAUGGUUCAGGAAGCGACUCAGACGCAGAAGUAGCCAAUAUGAUGACUUGUACGCAAGCUGUUUAUCCUCACGAGGUAAUAGACAGAAGGAUUCCCUUUACAACAACACCAUCGUUUUGCCGCACCUUUGACUAUAAUGGUGGUGAUCAAAAGAGCGAUGUUGUAUUAUUACAAAACAAGUUCCAGACAACUUUUCCAUCCGAUGUUAAUUAUGGUGAAGUGUACAACAUCAAUGCUUAUGAUCAACCAAGAAGCUAUAAUAAUACAUUUAUAAGUGGUGAAAGUGGAAUCAUAAGAAGGACCCGACCGGCAAGAGACGAACAAUUAAAGCCAAAUUCGAAUCAAGGUAAUGCUGAAAGGAGAAUUCGUUUGGGAAAUGCGGGACAUGGCUCAAACAGGAGUAGUAAGCAAGAACAGCAUAGUUCAAAACCAAUCACUGCAGUGGAGAAGAAAGCUGCAGAAAAUCAUGCUGCCGAUGAUGAAAGUUCUACUGGAACCACUCACACGUAUAAAAAGAGGAAGGCAUCCAAGUCAGUUGUCCAUAGAAAUAUUUCUGUAUUGCUAGGAAGGGUGCGUGCGCCUUUCAGAUCAAAGAAUUCCUCCUCCAACUGCGCCUUGUGGUCUUCCGUUUUUGUAGUUUCUGCCUCUGUACUGGUUUCAUUAGUAGCAUUUACUAACAUAUGGGGAUGUAUUAAAUUUUAAACUGCUUGCAGAUCAUUCCUUUGUAAUUUGUCUCCAUUUCUUUUUUGGACCAGUUGAGGGGAGGCAUGUAGGGUUUAUAACUUUCUUAGAUUCGUUGAUAACUCAAUAUAUAUGCGUGUGUGCAUAUAUGUAGUUGGUGUAUAAUAUGUUAUCGCCCACUGUCACUCAGUUGGCUAGUCUGUAGACUCUGUUAUUGUAUAUUAAGCUUAAACAGUUUCUUCA
Lathyrus oleraceus (garden pea) is the source of this 2268-nucleotide messenger RNA. RefSeq names its product NAC domain-containing protein 62. Gene Ontology annotation, molecular function: DNA binding. The transcript has 6 exons. The coding region runs from base 283 to 2046 and encodes 587 amino acids. The record is from RefSeq and is a predicted model, not a curated record. Gene Ontology annotation, biological process: regulation of DNA-templated transcription. NCBI's taxonomy places the organism in Eukaryota, Viridiplantae, Streptophyta, Magnoliopsida, Fabales, Fabaceae.